AUGAAGCUUCUCAAUAUUCUCAGCAUACCUCUUCUAGUUCAGAAAGUUCUAGCAGCCCCUGUGGCUAACCCAGCAGCCACCACUAUAACUAAUAUGGCUAGCAUGACUUCGGUGAUUGAAUCAACAAUCACAACGGUUGAACAAGGCUCGACCAAAACAUACGAGUCCUACUAUACCACAAUCAUCAUAACAGAGACAGUUAAUAUUCAAGGUACUACACACUACAUCACAAUGUAUGGGAGUGCACCUGCUACAACAACAACCUCUUCAACAAAAAGUUCCACUUCCACUUCUUCUUCCUAUUCCUCUCCUUCCUCAUCAUCUUCUCCUUCUAGAUCGACUAUAACUUUGACCUCAACUUCCAUGACAACUUCGAGCAGGUCCAGCAGCUCCGUUAGAACCAAUAUGGUAAGUGUGGCUUCCAGCACAAGUGAAGUAGUCGGUACGCUGACCAUAUCAUACGAUACUAUCACUUCCAUUCCUUCAUCAGCAACUCCAUAUAGUAUUAGCCAGUCCCAAAGCACAUGCUACUUCUAUUAUGAUUUUGAUGACGAUGAUUCAGAAGACGUUACUAGUACGACAACAAGCACGAUCUACGUGACGUAUACCCAAAAAUAA
Saccharomycopsis crataegensis is the source of this 618-nucleotide messenger RNA. RefSeq lists its product as uncharacterized. NCBI's taxonomy places the organism in Eukaryota, Fungi, Ascomycota, Saccharomycetes, Ascoideales, Saccharomycopsidaceae. The record is from RefSeq and is a predicted model, not a curated record. The coding region runs from base 1 to 618 and encodes 205 amino acids. The transcript has a single exon.